Messenger RNA from Musa acuminata AAA Group (dessert banana), 1799 nucleotides. RefSeq names its product probable mitochondrial adenine nucleotide transporter BTL3. The transcript has 4 exons. The record is from RefSeq and is a predicted model, not a curated record. Lineage: Eukaryota; Viridiplantae; Streptophyta; Magnoliopsida; Zingiberales; Musaceae. The coding region runs from base 278 to 1600 and encodes 440 amino acids. Gene Ontology annotation, biological process: transmembrane transport.
AAAAAAACAGAAAAGAAAAAUCCACGUGUGCAAUGUCAGGUUCCCCAAAACUAGUGGAAGCUAACGCCGGCGGAACCCAAAAGGCCUCUUUUGCCACUACCAUCUCCAUUUCGCCCCGAGCAUAUUCGCCUCUCCAUGACUCUUCUUCUCGAACGCUUACAUUGCUCGCCACACUCCCACGUCUCCCCGCUUCCUACCUUCUCCAAAUCUUGACCCUUUCCCUAGAAAUACAUUCUGAACUCUGUAGCUUCUCCCAUCUGUUCUCCCUCUCGUCGCGAUGCCUGGCAUGGAGGUCCGCUUCCACGCCGCCAUCCUUCCUCGCAUCCGCCUCCCGGAUGAGCGAUACGUUCCACCCCUCUUCGCCGACGGAGGUCGCCUCUUCCUUGAACCCUGUGUCCCAGAUUCCGCAGUGACGAUGCCGGUUAGAUUGUGCCGUUCCUGCGGAAAGCCGGCUCCUUUGGGCGGGAUCAGGUGGGGAGGCGCUGUCGGGGACUGUUUCCUGUCGGUGAGCUUGUCGGUGAAAGGAAGCGAGGGUUUCGUGCGGGAGUCCGCGGGAUUCCUUGGGAAGGAGGUGAGGAGGUCGGAGGAGGCGGCGUGGGAAGGGAAGGAUGAUGGCGUAAUGGUGGUUUUGGAGGAGCAUGAGAAGAACAGGAUUAAGAACGAGAAUAUGAAUGGUAGAGUGCAGGGGGUGGGAGCCGGUGCAAUGAACACCACCAAGCAUCUCUGGGCUGGAGCUGUCGCCGCUAUGGUUUCGAGGACCUUUGUUGCUCCUCUUGAGAGGCUAAAGUUGGAAUAUGUAGUUGGUGGUGAACAGAGCAAUCUAUUUGCAGUCAUUAACAAAAUUGCAACGACACAAGGGUUGAAGGGCUUCUGGAAAGGGAACUUUGUCAACAUUCUUCGUACUGCUCCUUUUAAAGCAAUUAACUUCUAUGCAUAUGAUACAUAUAGAAAGCAGCUUCUGAAACUAUCUGGAAAUGAAGAAACAACAAACUUUGAAAGGUUUCUUGCGGGGGCUGCAGCUGGCAUUACUGCAACAAUUCUUUGCAUACCGAUGGACACGAUACGAACGAAGAUGGUAGCUCCCGGAGGGGAAGCCUUGGGAGGUGUCAUACGUGUUUUCCGUCACAUGAUCAAAACCGAAGGAUUCUUUUCUCUUUACAAGGGGCUUGUGCCGUCUCUCAUAAGCAUGGCACCUUCAGGUGCAGUCUUCUACGGCGUGUACGAUAUACUGAAGACAGAUUAUCUGCGGUCACCGGAAGGGAGGAACAGGUUGGCUUUAAUGAAACAACAACAAGGUGAGGAAGUGAAUGCCUUUGAUCAACUGGAGCUGGGACCGGUGAGGACUUUGCUCUACGGGGCCAUUGCCGGUGCUUGUGCUGAGGCUGCCACAUACCCGUUUGAAGUGGUGAGGCGACAUCUACAGAUGCAGGUUCAAGCAAACAAACUGAAUGCCUUUGCCACGUUUAUGAACAUAGUUGACAAAGGUGGUGCCCCGGCACUGUAUGCUGGCAUGAUUCCUAGCUUGUUACAGGUACUGCCAUCUGCUUCCAUUAGCUAUUUCGUCUACGAGUCUAUGAAGAUAGUGCUGAAGGUGGAAUGAGCAUAUUGGAGGGGUGAUUAAUUGUUUCUUCUGUUUUUUCUUUGUAUUUUUUCCGAGCUCAAAUAAACUAUAAACCCUGGAAUCGAAUUGCUCACCAUCAUGUGAUCAGAUUAAACCAUGACGUGCCACAACGGGGCCGAAUGUUCCUACCAACCGGGCAAUGUGGCCGCCUAUAAUAAAUAUACAGGUGUUGAAUCAA